Molecule: messenger RNA, 216 nt
Organism: Plasmopara halstedii
Lineage: Eukaryota; Oomycota; Peronosporomycetes; Peronosporales; Peronosporaceae
Exons: 2
Coding region: 1-216 (71 amino acids)
Source: RefSeq, a predicted model, not a curated record
AUGACGUUGGAAGAUUCUGGCAACGAAGACGAAGAAGAUUUUAUGGGAGAGAUUACCGACAAUUUUCCAUCUUUGGAUAUCCAAAUUGUAAGGAGCGGACUGGAAGAGUUUGUGCACAUCGAUGAUGAAAGCAUCGAAGAGUAUUCAAAAGCAGUUUUGGAAGACUAUGUCAAUUGGCUUUUUGUUGCGUGGUUUGACUUACUUGAUGCGCCUUGA